Coturnix japonica (Japanese quail) is the source of this 2948-nucleotide messenger RNA. Lineage: Eukaryota; Metazoa; Chordata; Aves; Galliformes; Phasianidae. The record is from RefSeq and is a predicted model, not a curated record.
AUGGCUCCAUUGGCUGUCACUGCACCUCCCUUCUGUGCCCCCCACGACUCUCUCAGCACCUUGGCAGAGUCCAGGAGCAUCCAGCACCAGCAGAUAAAACCAUUAGGCUCUUCAGAUUGCCCAAAUCGCAGCCGGACCCUCCGCAGGGGGAUCCCCGUUUACCACCCGCCGAUGUCGCCUCAAAGGCAAACCCCUGCGAUGGCCGCUGCCGUCAGUUCAUCGCUCAACGGUGCGGCCAGGGUCGGGCUGAGGGCGGCCGUCCAUCCCUGCCCGCCCCGACCCCUCCUGCUGUCGGCUGUAGGGCUGUCGGCGACCCGAGCCCGGCUCCGCUUCUCUGCGGGGCUUAAACAAAUAGCUCGCACUUCGCACAGCGAAAAGCGUUUGGGAAACCGGUGCUUCCUGCCCCCGCUCCCCUUCCACCGCUCACUCGGAAGCGCAACAAACAAACACACUCGCGGUCGGUCCGUCCCUCCGCGCCGCGUUCUCCGGGCGCCGCUCCCCGCGGAGCCGCCGUCGGACCCCGGGGCGCCCCGCACCGCAACCCGGGUCGGGUGGGACGGUUCGGGAGCCGCGAGCGCGGCGAGGUGCGUGUGCCUCCCCCGAUCGGGAAGUUCGCCGUCCCUUUCAACUUCUCCAAAUCGAGUGCCUUCGAUUGCGUUAGCUGACAUAUUUACUGCUUUGUCUAUUGUCGAAUUAACUGCAAUCGCAACUUCUUGCCUUGAAAUCGAUGCAAACGGACCGAGGGGGGCGGGCAGGGGGGAACCGCGCGGAUCUUUGGACGUUUUCGAGAGAGACCGUUCCCUCCGAGUUCCGCCCGCUCCGCUCCGCGCGUCCCCGCUCCCCGCGCCGGGAGCUCCCCCGCCCCCGCCCGCCCCCGCCGCUCCGGGGCUGCCCCGCGGCCGCUCAGCGCUCCCCGUCUCUCCGUCGCAGUUCCUGGUGCCCGGCAGCCCCGGCGCGUCCUGCUGCGAGCCCGCUCCCCGCUCCGGCCCGGAUGCGUCCUCGGCGCCGGCCGCCGCCUCGCUGUGCUGCGCCCCGUACGAGAGCCGGCUGCUGGCGCCCGGCCGCGCCGAGCUCAAUGCGGCGCUGGGCAUGUACGGAGCCCCGUACGCCGCCGGCCAGGGCUACGGCAACUACCUGCCCUACAGCGCCGAGCCCGCCGCCAUCUACACCGCGCUGAACCCCCAGUAUGAGAUCAAGGAGGGCGCCAGCACUCUGCACUCGGGGAUCGCGCAGCCCGCCGCUUACUACUCGUACGAGCACUCCCUGGGGCAGUACCAGUACGACAGGUACGGGCCGGUGGAUUUCACCGCUUCGGCCCGGCGCAAGAAUGCCACGCGGGAGACGACGAGCACCCUGAAGACGUGGCUGUACGAGCAUCGCAAGAACCCGUACCCCACCAAGGGCGAGAAGAUCAUGCUGGCCAUCAUCACCAAGAUGACCCUCACCCAGGUCUCCACCUGGUUCGCCAACGCGCGGCGGCGGCUCAAGAAGGAGAACAAGAUGACCUGGUCUCCAAAGAACAAAGCGGGAGAAGAGAGGAAGGAGGACGGCACGCGGCACGACGGGGAGUACGGCGCGGGGAGCGACGGCCGAGAGCCAAAGAGCUGCAAGGAGGACAAGGAGCUGCGACUCAGCGACCUGGACGACCUGGAGGAGGAGGACGAGGAAGAUGAGGACGAGGAGGAGGCGGGGAAGGCGGCGAACGGCCGACCCGGCUCUCUGCAGGAAGCCCCCGGCCCGCGGAGCGCCUGCAGCGUGCCCGGGCCGUGCCGCGCCUUCCCCUGCUCACGGGCCCCCACCGCGGCUCCGGCCCCCGCCGCCCUCGCCCCUCCGCCGCCCUACGCGCCCCCGGAGAAGCCGCGCAUCUGGUCGCUGGCGCGCACGGCCGGGGCCAACGCGACGCGCAGAGGCAGCCCCGAGGGUCGCGGCACGGAGGAGGGCGGCGGGACGACGGCGGAGCUGCCCCCGACCCCCGAUGCCCCGUUCCGGAGCUCCGCCUUCAGCCCCCAACCCGUCCCGCGGAGCUGCGCGUCCCACCGCGGCCUGGGGCAGCCGUGCCAGUACGCGGCGGGCGAAGGCUUCGGGCGGGGCGGCGGGGGCGGCCCAGGAGGCGCCGAGCCGGGCGGGACGUGCCUGGAGCGGCUGCGGACGGCCUUCAGGCCGGUGCUGAGGAGGUGAGGGCAUCCUGCCCCUUCCUGAGCGCCGGCGGCGGGGCUGGGGCUGCAGCCAGGCUCUCGCCCUGAAGCAGGAGGCGGCACUGCCCAGCGCCGAGCCCCCGGCCCGGGCACGGCGGGCACCGCUGCUCGUAGAGCGGGCGGAACGGCCCCGUCCGCGCUUCCGCUCGUUAAAUAGCCGCGAUUGAUGUGUUUACCAAAACCAAGACUCAGUUUUCCUCCCGUUUCCCCACGUCGUGCUUUUGUUGUUAUUUUCCCCCCCCAAACCCGCUGGUUCCAUCGCUCGGAGCGGUGGUGCACGACGCGCAGACCCCGGCAGCACCGCCCCGGCCGCUCCGUGACCCCGCGGCACUCAGCGCUGCCCCGGGCGGGGACGGGGGGCGGCGGUGGUCGGUCGGGCGUCCUCGGUGGGUUCGGGCCGCCGCCUCCGCCCCGGGCAGCGCUGCUCUCCCCGGGACAGCCGAGAAAGGGAAACCGCAUCUCUGCAUUCUUUCUGUUUAAUUAAAAGUGUCAUCAAACACUUUGUGUUCGGACUAAUAAACCAAGCAGGGAUGAGGAAAGAAUGUUUCUUUGUUCCUGUUUCUAGAAGCAGUGGCAAUAAUUUAAAUUAAUAACUGCGGUAAUUAAGAGGUCAUCUAUAGAUCAAGCCGAUACCUGCCAUUUCCAAGUUCACCGGGGUCAGCAUUUACAUUAAGUCAUUUGUGGUCAAUAGAGUCCAAUGAAUUCUGCCUUAAUAAAUCAGGGAAAUCAAUCUUGAAUAUCGAGUACACUUCU